This is a messenger RNA of Achroia grisella, 2255 nucleotides long. Its product is annotated as prolactin regulatory element-binding protein. Gene Ontology annotation, cellular component: endoplasmic reticulum membrane. The coding region runs from base 168 to 1436 and encodes 422 amino acids. The record is from RefSeq and is a predicted model, not a curated record. Gene Ontology annotation, molecular function: protein binding; GTPase activator activity; guanyl-nucleotide exchange factor activity. The transcript is spliced from 7 exons. NCBI's taxonomy places the organism in Eukaryota, Metazoa, Arthropoda, Insecta, Lepidoptera, Pyralidae. Gene Ontology annotation, biological process: protein secretion.
ACUAUGAGAAAUCCUUCAAACUUUAAUAUAUGAAAUUGUGUUAUUUAUUAAAUAUUAAAACACAUUGUCGUUAAUUUGUUCGCUAAGACGAACUCAUGUGGCCGACUAAGAGAGCAAGAUAGUGUUUCAAGUGUGUUGGCUAGGUUAAUUAAAUGUUAUAAGCCAAAAUGUCCCGUAACAGAUGCGACGGGCUCCUAGCUCGAGUGGAUUUUCCUUUGUACACACUGCAAACACUUACCAAUCGUCAUGUGCUCGUGGCUGGAGGCGGUGGAGCCUCCAACACAGGAGUCGCUAAUGGUUUUGAGAUAUUUGAGAUUUCGCACAAUGGUACCAGAUUUGUGGCAGAAGAGGUGAUGAGGCAUGAAACUGGGCCGAAUGUAGUUAUGACAUGCUCCGUGAAUAGUACCCAGAACAGAACCUACCUGGCAGCGGGGCAGGAAAGCCAUUGCCAGCUAUAUAAAGUGAACAUUCGCAUGGUGGACGCGGCCGAGAUGCGGCGGGGCAGUUUUCGUGCUGAAAACGGUCUCGUCCGCCGCCGGCGGCGCACGGUUUCCGAAAACGACAACAUAUCGAAGAAGGACACUAAUAGUAAUACCACAGAGAAACGGAUAUCCUUUGAAAUUCGGCCGAUUGAUAGUGUGCAAACAGACUUUGGAGAUGACCCCCUCCAGCGAGUAGUAAGAGUGAGUCACAGCGGCAAACAGAUGGCUACUGGUGGUAUGGAUGGGAAAGUGAGGGUAUGGAGCUUUCCUCAGAUGCAACUGCUGUAUAUAUUAGAUGGACACACUAAAGAGUUAGACGACUUGGAUUUCAGUCCGUGUGACACACAGCUAGUUAGUAUAGCUAAGGAUGGAUUUGCCUGCGUGUGGUCCACAGCCAGUAAAAAGCCGCCGCUACUCAAACUCACGUGUCAACCUCCGAACGGGAACAAAUAUUUGUUUAGGAGGUGUAGGUUCGGCUUAAUAGAGGACAAGAAGGACGCAUACAGGAUGUUCACGAUCGCGAACCCACUGGCGCGGUCGGGCGCGCAGCGCGGCCUGCUGCAGUCGUGGGAGGCUGGCGCGCUGGUGCGAGGCGUGCUGCUGCCCGAGUCGCUGGCCGCGCUCGCCGUGCGCGACGACGGGCGCUACGUCGCCGUCGGGACCAUGUUCAGCGGCUCCGUGCACAUAUACAUAGCCUUCAGUCUACAGCGGGUGCUACACGUGAAGAACGCGCACAUGAUGUUCGUGACGGGGCUGGAGUUCCUGCCGGUGCGGGGCUACGGGCCACCCAUCACGAGCCGCAGCGAGGCCGCUCUACUAUCCAUCUCGGUGGACAACUGCGUCUGUGUGCACAGCCUGCCUUGCAGAAGUACUGUACCUGCCUGGGUUGCCAUUCUACUUAUCGUAUUCGUGCUAUUCUGUACCUUCACUUUAUGUUCGUAUCUAGGAAUUUAACAGCUUCUUUCAAUAUGAAAUCAAAUUGCACGUGAUAGAUACAGUAUAUAUUGCUACAGGUAAAACGACUUGGAGACGUUUUUGCGUUUGUAGUAGUUUACGGUCAGUGAUAAAUUUUUCAACUACUAGAAUAAAAACAAACUACCAAUUAAUGAUAAAUCAGAAAAAAAAACAAAAUGGCGUCAAACUUCUAUCGCUACUUACAAGUGCCUGACACGUGCGAUGCACGUGUUACCCAACGUAAACUUGUUUAUUAUCUGCCUUUACACGACACGUUCUUUGACGCGCGAAUAGGAGCGCGCGCGAUUUCUCGCGGGAAAACCAACGUGCGUGGACCUGAGAGAUUUCAUUUAAUUUUAUUUUGUUCACUCUAUCAAGCGUGUUUGCGUGUAUGAUUAAUGUAAUUUAACUUGUAAUAAUAUCAGAAAAAAAAACAAAAUGGCGUCAAACCUCUAACGCUACUACAAGUGCCUGACACGUGCGAUGCACGUGUUAGCCAACGUAAACUUGUUUAUUAUCUGAUUUACACGACACGUUCUUUGACGCGCGAAUAGGAGUGCGCGCGAUUUCUCGCGGGAAAACCAACGUGCGUGGACCUGAGAGAUUUCAUUUAAUUUUAUUUUGUUCCCUCUAUCGACCGUGUUUGCGUGUAUGAUUAAUGUAAUUUAACUUGUAAUAAUAUCAGAAAAAAAAACAAAAUGGCGUCAAACUUCUAAAGCUACUUAUAAGUGCCUGACACGUGCGAUGCACGUGUUACCCAACGUAAACUUGUUUAUUAUCUGCCUUUACACGACACGUUCUUUGACGCGCGAACAAGCG